This is a messenger RNA of Anthonomus grandis grandis, 1185 nucleotides long. Its product is annotated as jerky protein homolog-like. Gene Ontology annotation, molecular function: DNA binding. The coding region runs from base 1 to 1185 and encodes 394 amino acids. The transcript is spliced from 2 exons. The record is from RefSeq and is a predicted model, not a curated record. NCBI's taxonomy places the organism in Eukaryota, Metazoa, Arthropoda, Insecta, Coleoptera, Curculionidae. Gene Ontology annotation, cellular component: nucleus.
AUGAAAAAAACUUUGUAUAAGUGGUUUUUACGACAACGAGAGAGGAAUGCACCAAUAAGUGGUUUAAUUUUAAAAGAGAAAGCCAAAUAUUUUCACGAAAAACUGUACGACAAAAAUUCCACUUUUUCUGCGAGCUGGGGGUGGUUGCAAAAGUUCAAGAAAAGAUUUGGCAUACGCUUCAUAACAAUAACUGGUGAAAAACUAUCUUCUCAGCCCGAGCUGGUUUCACCAUUCUUACGUAAACUUGAAGAAAAAAUCAAGGACCUAAACUUAGACUAUCACCAAGUUUACAACGCCGAUGAAACCGGCUUGUACUGGAAGCUUUUACUUGGAAAGACUUACGUAUCCAGUGAAGAAAAAACUGCCUCUGGAAGAAAAACAGCCAAAGAAAGAAUAACGAUUCUAGCAUGUACAAAUGUGACUGGACUACAUAAAUUAACUCCUUUGGUAAUAGGGAAAGCUAAAAAACCACGAAGUUUUAAGAACUCUUACAUUCCUGUACACUACAAAAACUCACAAUCUGCAUGGAUGAUAGCUGGAAUUUUUAAGGAAUGGUUCAAAGAAAUUUUUGUUCCUGAGGUGAGAAAGUUUCUUAAGAAACAAGGUCUUUCAGAGAAAGCACUUCUUUUAUUGGAUAAUGCCCCCAGUCAUCCCCCAGUAGAGGAACUUUUAUCUGAUGAUGGACUAAUUCAAGUUAUGUAUAUGCCUCCCAAUGUGUCACCCUUAAUUCAACCUAUGGACCAAAACGUUAUUAGGUUGACUAAACUGCAUUAUCGCUCCAUGUUAUCGGCAAUGGUUGUAGCGAAUAAAUCUAAGGACAUGAAUGUCAUUAUCAAACAAUACAACCUCAGGGAUGCUAUUUUAAACUUAUCACGAGCAUGGAACAAAUUAGAAUCAGCAACCAUUAAAAAGUGUUGGAAAAAUAUUUUCGAAAGCCAAAACAAUGAUGAUCGUGAAGACACAAUACCCUUAGCAACUCUUCGUCAAGAAUUGCUAAGCCUGAAUAGCAUUGUAGAGACUAACCUCAAUUUAUUAGAAGAAAUUGAUCCAGGGCAAGACUUCGAAUGUGGAGAUAUCGAAGAAUGGAAUAGAGAUGACUUCGUUGAACAUGAUGAGAAUUGUACUGCAGUGUCUAAGGAUUCAGAAACCAAACAGGAUCAAGAUCAAGAGGUUUCUCAGGCUUAG